Messenger RNA from Colletotrichum destructivum, 652 nucleotides. RefSeq lists its product as uncharacterized. The coding region runs from base 263 to 538 and encodes 91 amino acids. NCBI's taxonomy places the organism in Eukaryota, Fungi, Ascomycota, Sordariomycetes, Glomerellales, Glomerellaceae. The record is from RefSeq and is a predicted model, not a curated record. The transcript has 3 exons.
AUUCCGCCCUUCACACACGUUGCCCAGCUCACUGCAUAAGCAGGACUGUCAUUAGACAGCCAUCCUCACUUUGAUUCUUCCAAUAUUCUUACUAAACAUCUCGACGCUUAUCGAUGCUUUUGAACCCUUUUCCUAAAUCUUGAAUCUCGCUUGUUGUGAUCUCUUGACACACCCCCAAUUUCCGUCAUUCAUUAUUCUGGCGCAGAGUGAGCAACCUGAAUCUAUCGCACCUCCCAUUUCCCGUCUUAAGAAAUCAUAUAAAAUGGCAGCCGGUUCCACCAAACUCCAAACACCCGGCUCCGAGGCCGGAGGCGGCGCCGCCGACGAUUCUAAGGCGCCCAGCUGGAACAACAAGAAGGCUAGAGACGAGUUUGAAUCCUUCAAGGCAAAACUCCUCGACCAGCACUUCGACCCGAAGCACUUUCACGAUCCUUUGCUCCCCAGAAACGGCUCUGACCCUCGAAAUAAGCCCAAAGGGACGCCGGAGAUUGAGGGAAGGAUCGACCAGAUCAUCGCUCAGUACAAAGCCCGAAGUUGAGAAGUUAGGCGUCAUCUCCCACGCACGGAUGGGCAACUGUGUAUUCUAGACGCAACGAGCUUCCAUAUGUAUCAAGUAUAUGAUUCAGUCUGACGAACCGCAUACAGGCCUUGU